Molecule: messenger RNA, 2820 nt
Organism: Chionomys nivalis (European snow vole)
Lineage: Eukaryota; Metazoa; Chordata; Mammalia; Rodentia; Cricetidae
Gene: Ano2
Product: anoctamin 2
Exons: 25
Coding region: 1-2820 (939 amino acids)
Biological process (GO): chloride transmembrane transport
Cellular component (GO): plasma membrane
Molecular function (GO): protein dimerization activity; chloride channel activity
Source: RefSeq, a predicted model, not a curated record
AUGGAUCCCGAACACCUGCCAGUCAUCAAUAACUACCUGGAUGCCAAUGAACCCCAAUCGGAAGCCCGUCUGAGCCGAAUGCACUUCCAUGACAACCAGAGGAAAGUUGAUUAUGUACUUGCGUACCACUACCGGAAACGGGGAGCGCACCACAGUCACGGCUCCCCGGGACAUUCGUUGGCUGUUAUCUCCAAUGGGGAGACGGGCAAGGAGCGCCAUACGGGAGGCCCUGGCGAUAUCGAACUUGGGCCACUGGAUGCUUUGGAAGAGGAAAGGAGGGAGCAGCGUGAUGAGUUUGAACACAACCUGAUGGCGGCUGGGCUGGAGCUGGAGAAGGACUUGGAGAGCAAAAGCCAGGGAUCUGUCUUUGUUCGGAUCCACGCCCCAUGGCAGGUGCUGGCCAGGGAAGCAGAAUUCUUGAAGAUCAAAGUCCCCACCAAGAAAAUGUACGAGAUCAAAGCAGGAGGCAGCAUCGCGAAGAAGUUCAGUGCUGUCCUGCAGACGCUCAGCUCUCCCCUGCAGCCCAGGGUCCCUGACCAUAGCAACAACAGGAUGAAAAACCUCUCCUACCCCUUCUCCAGGGAGAAAAUGUACCUGUACAACAUCCAGGAGAAGGACACCUUCUUUGAUAACGCUACGCGGAGUCGCAUUGUACAUGAGAUCCUGAAGCGCACAGCCUGUUCUCGAGCCAACAACACGAUGGGUAUUAACUCUCUGAUUGCGAACAAUAUCUACGAGGCUGCCUACCCGCUGCAUGAUGGUGAAUAUGACAGUCCCGGGGAUGACAUGAAUGACAGAAAGCUGCUGUAUCAGGAAUGGGCACGCUAUGGAGUGUUUUAUAAAUUUCAACCCAUUGACCUCAUCAGGAAGUAUUUUGGAGAGAAAAUUGGGCUGUAUUUUGCUUGGCUGGGGUUGUAUACAUCAUUCCUUAUCCCAUCUUCUGUCAUUGGGGUGAUCGUGUUUCUCUAUGGGUGUGCAACAAUUGAGGAAGAUAUUCCCAGCAAAGAGAUGUGUGAUCACCAGAAUGCCUUUACCAUGUGCCCCCUGUGUGACAAGUCCUGUGACUACUGGAACCUCAGCUCAGCCUGUGGGACUGCUCGAGCCAGCCAUCUGUUUGACAACCCCGCCACCGUCUUCUUCUCCAUCUUCAUGGCUCUGUGGGCUACCAUGUUUCUGGAAAACUGGAAGAGACUACAGAUGCGGCUGGGCUACUUCUGGGACCUGACUGGGAUAGAAGAGGAAGAAGAACGUUCUAAGGAACACUCCCGGCCUGAGUAUGAAACCAAAGUCCGAGAGAAACUGUUAAGGGAGAGCGGCAAGUCAGAGAUCCAGAAACUGGAUGGGAAUUCGCCUGAGGAUGACGAGGAUGAUGAAGAUAAACUGACCUGGAAAGACCGCUUCCCAGGAUACUUGAUGAACUUCGCCUCCAUCUUGUUCAUGAUUGCCCUGACGUUCUCCAUCGUCUUUGGGGUCAUUGUGUACCGGAUCACAACUGCGGCUGCUCUGUCCCUCAGCAAGACCACACGCUCCAAUGUCCGGGCGACGGUGACCGCGACAGCCGUCAUCAUCAACCUUGUGGUUAUCCUCAUCUUGGAUGAGAUCUACGGUGCUGUGGCCAAGUGGCUCACCAAAAUCGAGGUUCCGAAAACUGAGCAGACUUUUGAAGAGCGCUUGAUCCUCAAAGCCUUCUUGCUGAAGUUUGUCAAUGCUUAUUCCCCCAUCUUCUAUGUGGCCUUUUUCAAGGGGAGGUUUGUGGGCAGACCUGGAAGCUACGUCUAUGUGUUCGACGGCUAUCGCAUGGAAGAGUGUGCUCCGGGAGGCUGUCUCAUGGAGCUGUGCAUCCAGCUCAGCAUCAUCAUGCUGGGGAAGCAGCUGAUCCAGAACAAUAUCUUUGAGAUUGGCGUCCCGAAGCUAAAGAAGCUCUUUCGGAAGCUGAAGGAUGAGAAUGAACCCGGAGAAAGUGGACUCGACCACUCAAAACGUCCAGAGCAGUGGGACCUGGACUACAGCCUGGAGCCAUACACUGGGCUGACCCCUGAGUACAUGGAAAUGAUCAUCCAGUUUGGUUUUGUCACCCUCUUUGUGGCCUCCUUCCCACUGGCGCCAGUGUUUGCCCUCCUCAACAACGUCAUCGAAGUGCGGCUGGAUGCAAAGAAGUUUGUUACAGAGUUGAGACGCCCAGAUGCCGUGAGGACCAAAGAUAUUGGAAUUUGGUUUGACAUUCUCUCUGGAAUUGGCAAGUUCUCUGUCAUCAUCAAUGCUUUUGUCAUCGCUGUUACCUCCGACUUUAUCCCCCGCCUUGUGUACCAGUACUCCUAUAGUCACAAUGGGACCCUACACGGCUUUGUGAACCACACCCUCUCCUUCUUCAACGUCAGCCAGCUGAAGGAGGGAACGCAGCCAGAAAACUCACAGUUCGACCAGGAGGUUCAGUUUUGCAGGUUCAAGGAUUACCGAGAGCCACCGUGGGCACCGAACCCAUAUGAGUUUUCCAAGCAGUACUGGUCUGUUCUCUCUGCACGUCUGGCCUUUGUGAUCAUCUUCCAGAACCUAGUGAUGUUCCUGAGUGUCCUCGUGGACUGGAUGAUUCCGGAUAUCCCCACGGACAUCAGUGACCAGAUCAAGAAAGAAAAGAGCUUGCUGGUGGACUUCUUCCUGAAGGAGGAGCAUGAGAAGGUCAAGCUGGCCGAUGAGCCCACCCAGAAGAGCCAGGGUGGUGGCGAUCGGAGCAGGAGGAGCCGUGCAGCCAGCUCUACACCCUCCGGCCGAAGUCAGCCAGGCAGCAUAGCAUCCUCGGGGUCCCAGCACACCAACGUGUGA